Molecule: messenger RNA, 8685 nt
Organism: Cercopithifilaria johnstoni
Lineage: Eukaryota; Metazoa; Nematoda; Chromadorea; Rhabditida; Onchocercidae
Source: the annotation of a GenBank genome assembly
AUGGAUGAUCACUACGAUAGACAGAUGCAGGAAGAUAAGUCGGUAGAACUGAAAUGGGAGUCCGAGAAUAGCAAGAAAAGACGAUAUACUGCAAAACGUGCGUUUUUAGUCAAUGAUUCACAUUGUUCUGCACCGUCAUCAUCACCGCAUUCAAGCCCGGUUGAUGCAUCAAUGCUCACUGACUUUAAUUCUGGUGAAUUAAACGACGCAGUUCGAACAUACAGUCGUUGCAAGAAUGAUACACGACCAGUAAAAUCAGAAGAUGAAAAUGGAGACUGGUGGAUACAGCUUGAUGAACUGUCAGCACGAGAUGAGGAAGACGAUUCGCCUUUACUGAUUCGAACAUCAGUGAGUCCAGUUUUUGCUGAAUCGAUGAGUUCCAAAAGUGAGUUAGAAGAUGUAGUGGAAAGUGUAGAGAGCCCACAGAGUAAAGUUGAUUUGGAUGAAGAUGGCGAGCGAACACCAUAUCCAUCAACACCAUCGAAACGCCAAAUUGUGGCUUAUUUUCAAAAAUUCUGUAAUGUUCCAGAAAUACCACUGCCAUCAGUUUUUCAUAAUAGUCCAGCUGGUAGAGCAAUGUCAAGCUCAGCUCCAGCAUCUACCGUCGGGUCGUCAUCUUCAAAUAUUGGUGAUCCUCUACAGCGGCCAAAUACCUUUGACGUUAAAACAUCACCAUCAGCACAUGCUGAGUUAAAUGCUGUUGCAAGUGAGAGACCAAAAGAAUGGGAGGAUUUCACUGAAUUACCAUCCGGGAUGUUGACUCGUUUAUUCGAUCAAUUGCAUCGUGCGAGGUGGAUAGUACCAGUGUUACCCAAUCAAGAAUUGGAAGGACUGAUGGAAGUUGCAAUUGUGCUUAUAAAACGAGGAACUGAUAAGACAUCGAAAUUUUUCGAAGGUUUUCUCGAAAAAGGACUGCAAGUUGCUUUCGAUAAGUUGAUGAAUGACGAGGCAAUGAAAGACUGGAAGAUCGAAAUUCAUAGGUUCAUUUGGCUAAGUGUUGCGCGAUUCCUCAUUAUGUUUACGGAGAAAAUGCGGCAAACACUUGCAGCAGAAGAUUUUCAUCACGCUUACUGGAAAAUACUGCAAUACGUCUUGUCCAGCAAUAGUCGUUUUCAUAUGCAAAAUUUUGGACGCAAAGCGGAUUUCUUGCAAAUGGAAUUUGAUCCAAAUGAACUGAUACGUUACACUUCGAUUAACACCGUUGAUGAAGUGUAUCAGAGAGUUUUACAAUUGUGGCUUUUGCUACUGCUAAGUUAUUUCGGAAAGAUUGGUGGCUUCACAUUGAUGAAGAAUUUCCUGGAGAAAAAUGUUCACGAAACAACAAAAAUUACUGAUUUUAUCGAUUGGCUUCGACCAUUUGCUUCUUGUUCACUCCUGUUAAAACCAACACUUAUUACAGAAACUUUUGGUCCAACCAUUCAAGUAGCAUUGGCACGACUAGAGCACAUGGACGAUAAGGAACUGAAAUGCGAGACGAUAAAAGGUGAUUUGAAUGAGUCACCGUACGUUGAAUUGGCAAAAAUAUUACAAAGCCUGUUGCUGAUUAAUCCAGAAAUGAUACAUCUAGGACGGCAAAUGCAGUUUUUCUCACUGCGAUAUAUUUUACGAGUACUUCAAGUAGCACCUUUUGCUGGACGUAUAGCAGCUUUAGAAGAAUUACAUAUGGUUUUGCACAAUGUGGCGUCAGAAUUUCGACAGCAAGAGUUAGUAAUUUCGAUGAAUGAUUUGACAGAAUGGCUGAGAAAGCAACAUGUUAUCGAAAUAUUAGUUCGUGAUAAUUUGCAUCAUCCGUCAUAUUGCGAAAGAUUAGAAAGAGUAUUUCGGGUGCUACUGGAAAGAAAUGCUGUAACAAUUGAUGAUUUGGAUAUCCUAUGGAAUGUACAACGUGAAAAACAUGAUGUCAUUCAGCGAAAUGUGCAUGACCUAAUAGCGAAGUUGGUUAAUGGAUUCAGCAAUGUACUGCAAAAGCAUUUGUUUGAACGUAUGAAGGAAAGUUGGACAAAGUCGUCUUCAAGACAACGAACACUUUUGCUUGAUCUUAUACGUCGAAUUGGCGUCGAUUUCAAUAGUCUUACUGAAAAGGAGUUAACUAUAAAAUCUCUUUCGCUGCUAUGGGAUUUGUUCCAUGAUGAGCGGUUACCUGUGGAAAUGACUGACGCAGCUCUGGAAGCGCAUUUCAAUGUAAUAGAAAGUGCAGUACCGGCUGAAGAAUUAAGGCGGCAUUACAUCGAACGUUGUAUUGAUGAUUUACUUUUGGACUCAGUGUUUGUACUUCCGGCAUUAAAACAUAUGCAACGACUAAUGACUUUAAUGCCAGAAUGUGAUUAUAGUACAGGCAGGAAAGUGACACGGGCGGAAUAUAUUGCCACCGUACAGCAAGAUACAGAGCUAUGCUCAAGGCUAUCGAAAAAUGUUGCUCUAUACAUGGAAAAAGUGCGAAAUACCGUGAAAAUAUUUGCAGUGCUUCAUUUAUAUCGUGCAUUGUUUGUUGGUCGUUACACUCAUGGCGAUAAUUUACGAAUUCGGCUGAGCUUUCUGCAUUUUCUUCUUUCUGAUGGACAACUUUGGCUUAUGACACCACAGGCGAAUGAAUUAUGGGAUGCUCUUAUCGUCCGAUCAGUGUUUGACUAUGAGCGUACAUAUGGUUUCCAGUUGUUUGGUACAAUGCAAGAUCAGGAGGAUAUCGAUCCAAAAGCACUUGAUCAACUUUUUACAUCUCGGAUCCUGAAACUUCCAGUUGAAAUGCUAAACGAAGAAGGUUUUUCAUGUUUCAAAACCUUUUGGACUUCGGUAAAUAAAAGGCACAGUAAGCUAUUUCAACCCACUGAAGGAAUAUCACAUUAUUUGAUGUGUGAUUUUGAUCUUGAGGGAAUGGAUUAUUUAUGGGAAAUAAUGUUGCAAGGCCGUGCCGAAGUAUCACAUUUGGCAAUUUCCUUAUGGGUCGAAAUUUUGGCAAAUCCUCAUACAGCAAUGAUCUCUGAUUUUGCUCAUUUGAUUCAAACAGUUGUUAGUAAAUGUUUCGUAAUGCUGAAAACGAAGCACGAUGAUCUCAUCAAAGGUGAUGAUAGUGAUGAAAAAAAAAUGAAAAUGCUUGAUCGGAUGGGUAGAAUCUUAACGGCUCUCAAUUCUUAUAUUUGUGUAUUUGACGAUGAUUACUACACACCCGAAAGAUCUCAGCAGCCACUUCGUAAGGCGGGCUUAGGACGAUGCUUUGUAUUACCAGUUGUUUUUCCUGAUGAAAAACUGCCGAAUGGCAUCGACACGAACUCAUCAGCAAUACAAGACGAGGAUCAUGGUAUCCCAGUUCACUCCACUAUGCCACUUUCAGCAAUGAAAGUCAAGGUUGAUGAUAAAUUACGGUAUAUGGAUGGCUGCAGCAUUGCUGGAUUGCUUGUACCAGUACAGUUAACUGUUCAGUCCCUUAAUCCACCAGAAACGAGAACAUUGCAUCCGUCUGAUCGUCGUAAAACACUUGAUGAAUUAGGAAUAGAUUCCAGUGCUCAUAUUAUAAUUCGUUUUCAAAACCAUCCAUGUACAUGGAAUAAUCGGUUAGCUAGCACUGAUUCGAGUCCUGACCAAACAUUUACUUGCUGGAAUGAAGGUACAACGGCUGGUAAUGAAGAAAAUGAGCGUAUUUUGCCAGGCUGCGUAAUAGCCGCAAAUCCUGAUCAUGUUCGAUUCCUCUAUACCUUGGCUGACAUUGGUUAUGCAUAUGGAAAUAAUUAUUUGAGGAAAUCUGCCACUGAUGUCUUAAAUCAAAUACCACCGGACACGAUGUCAAUAACGAUGCUACGGGAAUUAGUGGAAUCAGGACGAUUGUUUGAUUUGUUACCAUCCGAAUCAUCUAACCAUGUCUUACAUCUUUUACGCGUGCUGCAUUCUUUACUUUUGCCCUGCAAUGGACAUUUCAUGACUGAGGCUACGGAAUUCCAGAUUUGUUUCCUUACAUCACCGAGUUGUUUGGCAGUGUUUUCGUUUCUGGGAGACCCUCAGAUUUUAUGUCGAUGGGAUGAAUAUGCGUGCACAGCAAUUGUUUGGUGGUUAGCAAAUAUAGCGAAAUUUGUUCUCUUCGUGGCGGCACGCCUCAAAUAUUUGAGGACCACCGAUGGGAAUGGAAAUGGAUAUUUUGAAACGGGUCGAGUUAUUGAUCGUGAACAGGCAAUUUUUAAAGAGCUUUGUUGUGUAGUUGCAUGUGAUUUCAACAAUCGUAUCGAAGAGAAUCCUGAAAUCAUUGAAACAAUUUUUCAAUUAUUUACCCCAGACAGCAAUCGGAUUGAAUGUCUCCUACGGCUUGCGUGGGCAGUUGGUUCACGGAGUAUACCGUUACGUCUCAUCUCAGGUGGUUUAGCAAAGGAUUCAUCUGCUGAGACGAUCCGGCAAUCACAACUUGCAGCUUUCAUGCUGGAAGAACCAACGGAAUGCUUAUUGGAUGCAUUUGCGAUAGAGGUCGUUAGUGGCGAUGCAACAUCAGAAGUCCUUAGAAUCAUUCAUUUAUGGAAUCUUCUUGUAUCCGAUUUAUUGUUUUGCAAAAGUUUAGUAAUCCGGCGCUAUUUCUCAGCUUUAAUUCGACGAAUGGUUUGUCGUAUAGGUUCGGCCGAGCGACAACUUGCAUUAGCACUGUUGCAAUUACUUUUCAACAAACUGGAAGAAAGCGAUGAAAAACUAAUAAAAAACGCAGAAUUUUUUAUUUUAUUGUGCAACUUGUUGGAUCACUGCAGAAAUAAUCAAAUCUACGUUGAUGAUAUAAUGCAACAGACAGAAAGGGUCUUGGAUUGGUUAGAUCGCGCGAAGCAGCACACUAUUGCAAAUCAGGAAAGUUACCCUGAUGAUAAGUCACUAAUUGGACGACUUGAUGUGUGUCGUAGUUUAUUGGGGUUUCUUACAAACGAAGAGAAAGUUGUGAUUGGUUCGGAACCUAAUGGUACACAGCUUGUCAAGCAGUUGUUGGACGAGUUCAUUUUGCCAUCUUCACGGACUUACGUUAAUUUAAUGCGGCAAAGAGAUAACGAUAGCGAAGUUCAUAUACAACGUUCAGUAACACAUUCAGCAAUCUCGAGAGGUGUAGACGAAUCAGAUAAGGCCAUGCCACGCUCAGAAACAAUGGGACCACUGCUUUCUUCGCGUUCCAUUCCAGUAUGUGGCACCAGUGAAAGUGCCAAAGCAGCAUACAGUCUGCUUAUUGCGCUUUGUGACGCAACACCGCUAAACUAUCGAUGCAUAGUUGAAAGUCUUCUCGAGCUUUUCUACUCAGAGCCAGUUCCCACUACGAAUAUUGAAUGGGAAUAUAUGCCGGGGUAUUCCAUUCGUUCACCUAAUAGUUAUGUUGGAUUGAAGAAUGGUGGAGCUACUUGUUACAUGAAUUCUGUAUUCCAACAGAUAUUCAUGAUUGAACCACUUCGUAACGUCGUUAUCAAUGCGAACUUUACGGAUGAUAUGAGUGUCGAAGAAAUGGUUGCAAAUGAGUACAAUGUUUCGGAGGAGCACUAUCAUUCAACAAUUUUGAAAGCAGUACAAUCAAUUUUUGCACAUCUACUUGGCUCUGAAAUGCAAUUCUACUCUCCAAAAUUCUUUUGGAAGCAUUUUCGAUUCUACGGGCAAACAGUGAAUGUACGAGAGCAGCAGGAUGCCUUAGAAUUUUACAACGCUCUUUUUGAUUCUAUAGAUGAAGGCCUUAAGAAGUUGGGUGAACCCCCAAUUUGCGAGAAUUUAUUUGGCGGAACGUUUGCUGAUCAGAAGAUUUGUAAGGACUGUCCGCACAGAUAUCAACGCGAAGAACCGUUUACAUCAAUAUCAGUUGAUGUGCGAUCUCAUAAUAAUCUUCUCGAUUCCCUUAAAGAAUAUGUAAAAGGGGAUUUAUUGAACAACGAUAAUGCAUAUCUUUGUGAAGAGUGUAAUAAAAAAGUAACAGCAGUGAAACGAUUAUGUGUUGCUAGAUUACCACCGUAUUUGACGAUACAACUGAAAAGAUUUGAUUUCGAUUGGGAACGUGACUCAUCACAAAAAUACAACGAUUAUUUCGAAUUUCCGAUUGAUCUUGAUAUGAUGCCCUUUACUGUUCAUGGAUUAGCUCAAACCGAAGGAGAAAUUUCGAAAGAGGAGUUAACUCAUUCGUCAGUAACUGAUAGCGGCCGAGGCACAUCUGAAAGAGCAUCACCGGAGAUAAACGAUGUUUGUGGUGCUACUGGUACCUCCAUAUCGGAAGUUAAGCUGGAUGAUAAUAAUACGAAAUACAGCUUGCGUGGAGUGAUCGUACAUUCUGGACAAGCGAACGGUGGUCAUUAUUACUCAUUCAUUCGUUCCGAAGAAGAUGGUGGUCGUUGGUUCAAAUUCGAUGAUGUUGACGUUACGGAAUGGCGUUUGAGCAAAGAGGAAAUGCAAAAUAUGUGGUUUGGUGGUGAGUACAUUGCUGAAGGGUUUGAGAACAGCAGCCAUUAUCAGAAAAAACGACAGAAGCGCUGGUGGAAUGCUUAUUUACUCAUAUACGAAAAGGCUGCAACAGCUGUUGCUUCUGUAGCAUCAUCAUCAGCGGAACUAACGACUUCUUCUUCCACGCAGCCAUCACAUUCGUCUUCCAAUAGCCCGUUUAGUCUGGAUAAGAAAAUAAGUGCUAUGUCUAUCAGCACACGUAUCCGACAGAUGCCUCCAAAAUUGGAAGCUUUGGUUCGCGGAAAAAACACUUAUGCAAUGCAUGAACGUUCACAGUACACUCCGAAUUACUUCCAAUUCGUUCGGGAUUUAUGCUCACGAGCAGUCCAAAUGAUUAGUCGGAUAAAUGUUGAACUUCAGGAUGAUUAUUAUUUGUUAACGACAAAACUACUGAGCAAGUUUCUAUUUUCCACUGGUCUACGAGCAAAGAAAAUAUUACGUUGUGGCAAUGUGACAGAAUGGCAGAAAACUUAUGAAAUAUUAUUUACAUCGUCAGAGUCUUCGCGUGGAUGGUUUAUUUGUAAUAUUAUGUUUCAAUCUAAAAUGGUUGUUUUGUAUCUUCUUACCGCACCUUCAACUGAUGUGCGAUACUUUUUUACAAAUAUAUUUGUAACACUUUUGAAUGCAGCGGCACAUGAUUAUUCUGAUGUCAUUGAGCCAUAUAUGCGUAACAGUUUCGGAGACGUAAAUAUUAAUUGUUCUAACAUUGCCGUUGCAGGAGAUUGCCCUGACUUCAAAAUUGAAACCGUUUAUAAGGCGGGUGAUACGGUAUCUGAUAUGUUCAUUACUUUGUUACUUAUCAUUCCUCGUAACUACUUCACCGAAUUCAGCACUCAUCCUACCCAGUAUAUAGCUUUGUUCAAUCUUUAUGCUCUGUCGGGUUUAGAGCAAAAAAAACAACUAGUGCGAAAAGGUGCCUUGCAUGCAUUGUUGGUGCUCAUUUCGCGAGAUGAUUAUCAUAUCAAAGUGAUUUAUCAAGAUAGUUCAAAACUGUAUGAAGUUAUUUCAUUACUUCUCAGAAUUUGCAAAUUCGAAUGGCAAGGAGAGAAUGCUAAUUUGAAUCCAUAUGCUAUCACAACCGGUGGUCUUAUUCAGGCACCGGAAGAAGUUGCUCAGUGGAUGAAUGAGCUACUUUUUGUUAAUAGGUUGCUGAAGCAGUUGAUCGAAUUGCCUACUGAUCGUGCAGUUGCACUAGAUACGAUAUUGUACUUGUGCUGGGAGAAUCUUAAUUUUACGAAAAUUCUUCUGUAUCAUUUUUCGUUUGAGUGUCUAUUUACACCGAAUGAAGUAAAGAACGCGACAAUAAUCAUUGAAAACAUUCUUGAAAUUAAUGAUUCUGUACGGAUGGAGCGGCAGCGUUUGGUACUUUUAGGUUUUGAAAAUGGCCCACAAAAGUACAAAGGCUUUAUUGCAAUAAUGUUCGGCCAAAGGGAUAUCUACUCAUGGAAAGCAUAUCAUUUGUUGCGAACAUUAAUCGAUAUUGCUUCUGAUAACGAAGGGAUUGUUAAGAUUAUUGCGGAAGCUGAACAAGCUCGCAACAAUUUGUAUAGAAUGAAGGAUUGGUUUAAAUUGCAACUUGCUGCCAAUUCGGCUAAAUCGGACAUCUAUGAUUAUGAUAAUUUUCGUGAUGAUUUGGAUAAAUCGAAUGACACUGAAGGAAUGGAUAGUUUUAUUGAAAUCUAUGAAAAAUUUCAAGAUUUCCUUUCGAAACUCAAUGCUCCAUCCUCGGCUGUUUCAAACGGCGGUAGUUCUUCAAGCGAUGACGAUAAUUUUGCCAGGGACACUUUUUUUGGAGAUAUGCCGAGAGAUGUCCCAGGAGUUUCGAGUGAAAGAUGUCUAUCGUGUGCUUCCGAAGAACGUUCGAGAUCAGCGGAACAAUCUUCAGCAGAUUAUGGUAGAGCUGAAAUAUCCUCGAGUGUUGAUUCACCAAAAAAUGAUGCCUGUACUAUAGAAUCCAAGUUGUCUUUGAAAACAGGUACUUCUGAUGAAGCUUUAACUCUGGGCACAUCUAUGUCAUUCAGCGAAAGGCUUUUAGCUAAUGUUGGUCUACCACCUCCGCCACCGUAUUCAAAAUAUGAUUCAGCUGAUAUAGUUUCACAACAAUAUCCACAUGUUCAACAGCCAGUGUCAUCUGUAGGUACGCCGCAUUCCUGGCAAAUUUCACUAACUACUAAGAUAAAUCGUCCAGAAGAUGAUUCAUCAGUUGAAUCCACAUUAACGGGUGUUGAAAUGGAGGAUGCACCGCCACCAUAUGAAUAA